AUGGUUCCAGAGUUCCCACCUAAGAUCAUAGUGUUGUAUUUAGAUGGAACUGCAGUAAAAGAAUUGUCUACAUCGAUUAGGAAAGUAUCAUCUCUGAUAAGAUUAAGUCUUAGAAAUUGUUCAAGGCUUGAAAGUCUUCCAAGCAGCCUUUGUAUUUUGACGUCUCUUCGACAACUUGAUCUCUCUGGUUCGUCAAAUCUAAAGAUGGUUCCAGAGUUCCCACCUGAGAUCUUAGAGUUGUUUUUAGAUGGAACUGCAGUAAAAGAAUUGUCUUCAUCGAUUGGUAAAGUAUCAUCUCUGAUAAGAUUACGUCUUAGAAAUUGUUCAAGGCUUGAAAGUCUUCCAAACAGCCUUUGUAAUUUGACAUCUCUUCGAGAGCUUGAUCUCUCUGGUUUGUCAAAUCUAAAGAUGGUUCCAGAGUUCCCACCUGAGAUCUUAGAGUUGUAUUUAGAUGGACUUGCAGUAAAAGAAUUGUCUUCAUCGAUUGGGAAAGUAUCAUCUCUGAUAAUAUUAAGUCUUAGAAAUUGUUCAAGCCUUGAAAGUCUUCCAAGCAACCUUUGUAAUUUGACAUCU
Mangifera indica (mango) is the source of this 573-nucleotide messenger RNA. Its product is annotated as probable disease resistance protein At4g19520. The annotation marks the transcript as partial. Lineage: Eukaryota; Viridiplantae; Streptophyta; Magnoliopsida; Sapindales; Anacardiaceae. The record is from RefSeq and is a predicted model, not a curated record. The transcript has a single exon. Gene Ontology annotation, molecular function: protein binding.